This is a messenger RNA of Oncorhynchus gorbuscha (pink salmon), 1089 nucleotides long. RefSeq names its product C-type lectin domain family 17, member A-like. The record is from RefSeq and is a predicted model, not a curated record. Lineage: Eukaryota; Metazoa; Chordata; Actinopteri; Salmoniformes; Salmonidae.
AUGGACCCUUGCCUUUUGGGUGAUCCAUUUGUGGUUUCAGGGUGGGUGAAAACAGAGUUUGGUGCUGUGGAAUCGAAGCCUCCCUACCAAAAACUGGCUGGGAUCAUGGUGCUGUUUGUCUACUAUAAUGGAGUCACUGUCCAUUUGGAGGAGAGGUUGUUAGUUUAUAGAACCAGCAACAACAACCUGACUGAACAGAGAGACGAGCUACAGGUCCAAAACAAAAACCUGGAGAAAGAAAAGGCCGGUCUAAAGAGAAGGUACAAUAUGCUGAAUCAAACCUGCCUUGAAGCAUGGAAGAAGUUUGGUUCCAGUUUGUACUACAUCUCUGACUGGACUGAAUCCUGUGAGAGCAGACAGGACUGUGUAAAGAGAGGAGCAGACCUGGUGAUCAUAAACAACAGAGCAGAACAGGAAUUAAUCUGUACAUUUAAAAGGUUGUUCUGGAUUGGUCUGACUGACAGAGAGACAAAGGGGACUUGGAAAUGGGUGGACGGGACACUAAUGACCACAGGGUUCUGGUCUCCUGGUGAGCCAAAUGGUGUCUCUAUCGACUCUACUGAGGACUGUGCUGAGGUUAACACCAUCAAUGAAAACUGGAAUGAUCUCAGGUGUAGUGAACAGCGGCGCUGGAUUUGCGAGAAAUUGGCUGAUCAGUAGUUCAACUUGGUACAAGCUUCAGAUAAACACGCACAAACACACAUACAUAUCACACACCACCUGUAAGACUGAAACAUUUCCCAUGACAGCAUAAUCUCACUGAGCAAACAGUACCAACUGUUCUUGUCCAGACUAAACAUCAAUUCUAUUUGUGUUCACAUUGUACCAAACAUAUUAACCGUAUGUUUAUUUUUGUCAUAUCUGUAAUGUUUUUCCUGUAAUAUACCAAGACAAAUUCCUAAUGUAUAAUAGAGCAUUACAUUAUUUUAUUUCAUUUAAAUACAUUCUAGUGACAAUCUAAAAAAUAAUAAAAAUAAGCCUUUCAUCAAUUUUUAUGCAAUCAAAUACAUUCUGAAAAUGUACAAAUGAUGAAUGACAUUCUGCUGUAUUUGUAACACCAUCUAUACUGUACAGCAUCUAUAUGUAUUU